AUGAAAUACGAAAGUGAAUUGACUCCUAAAAAAAAUCGCCUUGGAAUUUUAUUCAAUGAAGUUAUUCUUUCGCAUAAAACUGAUCUUCCCGUCGAUAAAUCAUUUAUACGAAUCAAUACGAGAGAUUCAUCUGAUCUAAGUGGUUAUUAUCAUAGGAAUGGAACAAUACGAAUUGCUAUUAUAGGCAAUAGUUAUUCACGAAGCAGUCUUUAUAUGCUAAAUAAAAUUCUCGGCGAUAAUAUCGAAAUAAUCCAAGUCUUUUGUCAUAUUAAAUGUUUCGGUUUUUGGUCAAAUUUAUCAAAUUUUUGUAAAAAAUUCAUGAGCGAUACAUUGGAGAAACUUCGAGUUUUAAAGCCACACUUAUUGUUUCUAAUUUCAACUGCAUACGACGCGAAUCGCUUUCAAAGUUUACUUGAUACAUACAGCAGUUUAGCGGAGAGAAUUAUCAUAAAUUAUCCAUUUCCGAUUCUCAUGAGAGGAUCAAAAAAUAUAACAGCAACAAUAACGAGGAAAUUAUUACUAUCGUAUUCUAUUAAUGACAUUUACAUAAAAUAUGAGGAAUUUUGGGAAACUUUUAAGGAUAUUUUUCAUAUUCUUAAUUCAAUGAAAUGUUAUAAAUGCAUUAGAGUUUAUCCACAUAAAAUGCUUUGUAAUAACACGGUGAAGAGUGGUUUCGCUAGAUUCUCAGCGGCGGUAUCAUUCUCGACUUCGGCACCACGGAAACGUUUGCUUGUUGUAGCCAAAAAAAAGAACGGUUUAUCUCAGGUAGUUCAAAAAAAAUAUAAACGUGAAACCACAGGACUUAUGUAA
Messenger RNA from Dracunculus medinensis (Guinea worm), 810 nucleotides. NCBI's taxonomy places the organism in Eukaryota, Metazoa, Nematoda, Chromadorea, Rhabditida, Dracunculidae. The record is from the annotation of a GenBank genome assembly.